GGGUAUUUGAUUGUCAUGUUGUUGGAAAUGUUGUUCGCUUUGAUUUGUUAAAUUAAAAUUAAAUUAACACUCUUAAAAUGGAUCGCGAACGCGAUUCCGACAACUAUGCCCGCAAGGGCAACCGUCCGCCCGGGCUGAAGGGCAAGGCAAUUGGCAUGUACUACCGCGACCAGGGUCGCCAGCGCGCCAAGGAGCGCGGGAAGCAGAACAAGAAUGGGGGAAAUCCCGAGCCCGAGGUGCCCAAAAUAAGGAUGGGCUGCGGUGUCAAGGUGCCCGGCGGCGUGCUGGAGCAGGUCAAAAAGUUCAUGCAGGACUUCAACAAGACGCCGAGGAAAUCCCCCACGAAUGUGGAUGAACAAUUCGAGCUGCAAUUCCGUCACUUGCUGAGCGUCAAUUUCCACCAAUUCAUUGCCGAGAAGAAGCAGCAGAACUCCACGCUUAACUACAUAAACCAAAACUUGGAUACCAAAUUGAUGGAGCAGCACCGGGAGCGACUGCAGGCACCCAAUCUGAGGGAGCGUCUGCAGGCACGUGAGCAGCUGCCGGCCAUGGCGCAUGCCGAGGAGAUAAUACGCACCGUCCAGCAGCAUCAAGUGAUACUGAUCGUUGGCAGCACCGGCUGUGGCAAGACGACACAAGUGCCGCAACUGCUGCUCGACCACAGCAUUGUCCAGGGCCGUGGUUCCGACUGUCGCAUUGUGUGCACCCAGCCGCGUCGCAUUUCCGCCAUCACGAUAGCCGAACGUGUCAGCUACGAGCGUGGCGAGAGUCUCGGCCAGUCCGUGGGCUAUCAGAUACGCCUGGAGAGUCGCAAGCCGCGUGAUCGUGCCUCCAUUACGUACUGCACCACGGGCGUGCUGCUGCAGCAGCUGCAGUCCGAUCCGCUGAUGCACAGCCUCAGUGUGCUCAUCCUGGACGAGAUACACGAGCGCAGCGUGGAGACAGACAUGCUGAUGGGUCUGCUGAAGGUGAUACUGCCCCACAGGCCCAACCUGAAGGUGAUCCUGAUGAGUGCCACCGUGCGGGAGCAAGAUUUCUGCGAUUACUUCGAGAACUGUCCCAUGUUUCGCAUCGAAGGUGUCAUGUUUCCCGUGCGCAUGCUCUACCUGGAGGAUGUGCUCUCGCUCACCAACUACCAGUUCGACAACAGUUCGCGUGGCUCCAACCGGAAACCCAAGCAGGAUCGCAGGGAGAGCGUAAUGGAACACGAGGCCAUGAUUCUGCCUUAUGUGCGUCGCGUGCGUCACAUGUACGACCGCCGGGUGCUCGACCAACUGCGUCUGCCCGAGUCGGAGGGCUGUGAGGACAUUGAUUUCAUAGCAGAUCUCGUGUACUACAUCUGCGAGCACGAGCCAGAGGGUGCCAUUUUGGUCUUUCUGCCCGGCUUUGACAAGAUCUCGAAGCUGAACAAGGCACUCGAAAACCCCCAAGGCUCGGUCAAAGGUCAACGCUGGCGUCACAGUCUCGUGCUCUAUCCGCUGCACUCGCUGAUGCCCUCGGUGGAGCAGCAGGCCGUGUUUCGACGCCCGCCCGCGGGCAAGCGCAAGGUCAUCAUGUCCACCAUCAUAGCGGAGACAUCGGUGACCAUUGACGAUGUCGUUUAUGUCAUCAACUCGGGCCGCACCAAGGCCAGCAACUAUGACAUAGCCAGCAACAUUCAAAGCCUCGAUGAGGUGUGGGUGAGCAAGGCAAACACGCAGCAGCGCAAGGGACGUGCAGGACGCGUGCGUCCCGGCAUUUGCUACAAUUUGUUUACACGCGCGAGGGAGGAGCGCAUGGAGGACAUACCCACACCGGACAUACUACGCUCCAAGCUGGAGUCCAUCAUUUUGAGUCUCAAAUUGCUGCACAUUGAUAAUCCUUAUGACUUUCUCGGCACACUCAUCAGUGCGCCCGAACAGGAGGCCAUCAAAAAUGGUGUGCUGCUGCUCAUGCGCAUUGGUGCGCUGGACAAGGCUGGCAUUCUGACACCCCUCGGCGUGCAUCUGGCCAAGCUUCCUGUGGAUCCGCAAAUGGGCAAAAUGAUGCUCAUGUCGGCGCUCUUUUGUUGCCUGGAUCCCAUUACCUCCGCAGCGGCGGCGCUCUCCUACAAGUCGCCUUUUUACACGCCCCUCGGCCAGGAGAGUCGCGUGGAUCAGGUCAAGCGGCGCAUGGCGCACAACGUACGCAGCGAUCACCUCAUGGUGCACAAUACCAUUUGUGCUUAUCGCAAGAGCGGUCGCAGUGGCGAUAGAAACUUUUGCUACACAAAUUAUCUCGGCUACAUGACGCUGCAGCAGCUGGAGCGCAUGAAGCAUCAAUUUGCUGAGUUGCUGUGCAAUUACAAAUUCCUCAGCUCUCCUGGCUUGCUGGAUAAGUCAUCCAAUAUUAAUUCGGAGAAGAUUCCAUUGCUGCGGGCAAUCAUUGGAGCGGGUCUCUAUCCCAAUAUGGCUUACUUGCGCAAAGCGCGUCGCAUCAAAAAUUCCGUGCGCGCUGUCCACAACAUGUCCACGGAUGAUGGCAAGCGUGUCAAUUUCCAUCCGUCCUCUGUGAACAGCGGCGAAAGCAGCUUCGAUUCGGAUUACUUUGUGUAUUAUCAGCGACAGAAAUCCUCAUCGUUGUAUCUGCUCGAUUCCACAAUGGUCUUUCCCAUGGCACUCAUUAUAUUCGGCGAUGGCGUGGAGGCGGGCGUUGCCGACAGAGUGCCGUAUCUAUGCGUGGCCAAUACAUACUACUUUAAAUGCAAUCCAGAGACUGCCAAAGUGGUGCUGGAGCUGCGCACACAUCUGGGCAGAUUGCUGCUCAAAAAGGCGUUGUGCCCUGCACCCAUAGAGGAGCAUGGCGAAGAGAAGCAGUUGAUUAAAGCCAUCGAGUUGCUGCUUUCUUUGGAUGAAAAACUGGAUAAUGAUUCAUUUUCUUCCGAUGAAAUUGAUGAUAUAUGAACGUGGCAAGAGGCACACGCAGGCCGAGAGGCUCUUUAGCAUAAUUGAAUGCCAAUUUAUUGUUUUUUUUGUUUGUUGUAUAGUCGAUUUGGUAUAUUACCAGAAAAAUAUAGAGCUAUGCAUGAUC
Messenger RNA from Drosophila subobscura, 3048 nucleotides. RefSeq names its product ATP-dependent DNA/RNA helicase DHX36 (gene Rhau). The record is from RefSeq and is a predicted model, not a curated record. The transcript has 6 exons. Gene Ontology annotation, cellular component: nucleus; cytoplasm; intracellular anatomical structure. Lineage: Eukaryota; Metazoa; Arthropoda; Insecta; Diptera; Drosophilidae. Gene Ontology annotation, molecular function: ATP hydrolysis activity; DNA helicase activity; ATP binding. Bases 78 to 2921 code for a protein of 947 amino acids.